AGCUAUGCCCUCCACAAUUGGAGACAAAACGUACUCGAAAAGUAUCGAACUUCCAGAGACUGAAGUCUUCCGCAAUUUAAAAAAUGCCAAAAGAUUUGCUAUGGAUAUCGGUGGGUCAUUGACCAAAAUUGCCUAUUAUUCGACAGUGCCUUAUCGAAAAGUUCUCUACAACAAAGACCAGAAGACUGUUGACAGUGAAGGUCAGGAAGUCAACCCUAAGUAUGAAGUAUCUCAGGGAGACCGCCUCCACUUUGUCAAGUUUGAAACCAAGUAUAUUGAAGCUUGUCUGGAUUUCCUGCAACAAAAUCUGGUCGCUUCAGCCGAUGUAAUGAAGGAGAAAAAAAUUAAAGUUACUGGCGGUGGUGCGUACAAGUAUGCUGAUCUUCUCCAGGAGAAAUUGGGGCUUACGGUUGACAAGGAAGAGGAGAUGACCUGCCUUAUUGAAGGCUGUAAUUUCCUCUUGAAGAACAUUCACGACGAAGUUUUUAUAUAUCAGCGCCACGCAAACCCUGAAUACCGCUUCCCGAACGUCGAUCCGUGUAUUUUCCCCUAUCUGCUCGUCAAUAUCGGUUCUGGCGUCAGUAUCAUGAAGGUAGAAGCAGAAGAUCGGUAUGAACGAAUUGGUGGGACGGCAACGGGUGGAGGAACCUUCUGGGGCCUGGGAAAGCUACUCACAAAAGCCAAGGGAUUCGACGAGUUGCUGGCGCUGGCCGAAAGAGGCGAUCAUCGCAAAAUAGACAUGCUGGUUAAAGACAUUUACGGAGGCGACUGCACUUCACUGGGCCUUCCAGGCGAUUUGAUCGCGUCCAGUUUCGGCAAGGCGGCGCAAGCUGCUCCUGAAUCGAUCCAAGAAGCUGAUUUGGCCCGCAGUUUACUAUUCGCCAUUUCCAACGAUAUAGGUCAAAUCGCCUCGCUCUACGCCAUGAUGCAUGGAUUGAAGAAAGUAUAUUUCGGGGGCUAUUUUUUACGUAACCACCCCCUGAGCAUGCACACAGUCAGUUUCGCCAUCAACUACUGGAGUCGUGGUGAAGUUCAAGGACUCUUCCUCCGACACGAAGGCUAUUUGGGUGCUAUAGGAGCUUUUCUCAAAGGAGCCGAAGAGUGCGAUGCAGACAAAUAUUCAUGGUCGGAGAAUUAUGCCGGCAGUUCGGGACUGCAAAGUCCUUUACCAGGCCAUACAUUGCCCUCAUUGCCAGUAGCUGUUAGUGUCGACCAGCUAGAGAUGGACCGGAUCGAUCAAGGAGUAUUGGUCUAUUGCCCUUUGCUAGAUCAACCGGCUUCUUACAUACCCGAUAUGGUGGACCUUACCGAAGACGCUGAAGCAAGAAAAUACUGGCUUGAUUGUUUCGAAGAGUCUUUGGACAAGUUUGUGUCCCAAGCCAUUAAGAGCCAACCUCUUUCGGCCGACGCACCUGCUCGUGCUCAAAAAUUCAGGGAAAAGUACAUUAGCAGAUUGCAGUAUCUGAAACAACAUCCUUGCGCAUUUGGAAAUUUAACGGUGAGAAGUUUGCUGGACACUCGCGAACAUUGCCUGAACGAGGUGGAUUUUCCGGAUCCUUAUCUGCAGCAAAAACAAAUGGAGAAUGAAGCGGCGUUAUUGCUUCUAUCUGAUCACCUAGCCGAACUCGAUGCUCUGCCUUGGCGUCAGAAGCACGAAACGGCCGCCACCAACCUAUUGGCCGGCAAUGUUUUCGACUGGGGAGCCAAAGAAGCGGCCGCCCUGAUGCAGACUCCCGGUUUCGGAUUCCAGCAAGCGCUGGCUCAUUUGCAAAAGCGACCCUGGUUUGUCGACCAUGUCGACGAUUGGCUCGUCCGGCUUGAGGAGGGACCUCAUCGUUGUGCGGCUAUUUUUGUCGAUAAUAGCGGCAUGGAUGUCAUCCUCGGCGUUUUGCCAUUUGCCAGAGAAUUGCUGAAUCACGGAACCAAGGUGAUUCUAUGCGCUAAUUCGAAACCGGCGCUUAACGACGUCACUUACAGCGAACUGGUGCUUUUGGUCGAACAAGCGGCGUUGAUCAGCAAAGACCUGGGUCGCGCAUUGGAAGAAGACCGCCUCUGGGUGAUGGAUUCCGGCCAAGCGAGUCCAUGCCUCGAUCUCGGGAGAAUCACCCGAUCACUGGCUGAUGCAAUGAUAGCCAAUCAAGUGGAUCUAGUUGUUAUUGAAGGCAUGGGUCGUGUAAUUCACACCAACCUGCAUGCCAAAUUCAAAUGCGAUGUCCUCAAGGUGGCAGUGAUUAAAAAUCGUUGGCUGGCUAGGCGUUUUGGCGAGGAAGAAGAUACCUUCCCGGUUGUGUUCCAAUUUGAGAGGAAAAUGGUAUUAUGAUCAAAACUCACGAACUAACGUAAAAUUCACGGUUUUUAACAAUAAAAUUCUGCUCGAAAUGGAACCCUGUGAUGUAGGUACUAUAAAACAAUAAAACAUUGCACAAUGAUAAA
Molecule: messenger RNA, 2433 nt
Organism: Daphnia carinata
Lineage: Eukaryota; Metazoa; Arthropoda; Branchiopoda; Diplostraca; Daphniidae
Product: 4'-phosphopantetheine phosphatase-like
Exons: 18
Coding region: 5-2320 (771 amino acids)
Biological process (GO): coenzyme A biosynthetic process
Cellular component (GO): cytosol; nucleus
Molecular function (GO): pantothenate kinase activity; ATP binding
Source: RefSeq, a predicted model, not a curated record